AUGGUCUCAAUCUCAUUCCCUCCUGUAACGGCAGUCUCUUCUGACCCAGUGGUAAUACAAGCAAGGGUGGCAAACUUUGAAGAUGGAAAGGUAUAUUUAGAUAAUGAAAGUUCCUCCGACAUAAUAUAUGACCAUUGUUUUCAAAAGUUACCUCAAAGAGUUAGAGAUCUUAAACGUCCAUCAAGGACUCAGCUUGUCAGUUUCAUGGGGGAGUCUAACAGGCCGGUAGGAGAAGUUUCAAUGGAGGUUAUGAUGGGAGAAUACCCGUUUCACCAGAUUGAACUCAUUGAGUUCAUGAUAAUAAGAGCCCCCUCUGAUUAUAAUGUCAUACUAGGCAGACCUUCCAUGCAAAAAUUUGGGGCAAUUACAUCAACAGUUCAUGGAAUGGUGAAGUUCCCAACUCCAGCUGGAAUAGCUACAAUUCGAGGACGAAUGACUUGGACAGAAGAAUGCAGGCAAGUUGAAAAAGUUCUACUAAGAAAGGUUGAAAAAUUACAAGAAAUUCAAAUGCAAGAUGGUCCCGAAGAAAAGACAUCUGAUAUGACAGGAGUCGCAAGGGAGUUAGCUGAGCACGCAUUAAAUGCCAAUCCCAACAUUUCACCAAUAAGACAAAAGAAGAGGGAAAUGUCUCAAGAUAGAAGCAAAGUUGCAUGUGAGCAAGUCAACGAAAUGGUGGAAGCUGGAAUUCUUAGAGAAGUUAAAUAUCAAACUUGGGUAGCCAACCCAGUCAUGGUAAAAAAGCCAGAUGGUUCUUGGGGACUUUGUGUAGAUUUCAAAGACAUCAACAAAGCUUGCCUGAAAGAUAACUACCCUAUCCUAGAAAUUGACUGGAAGGUGGAAUCUCUUGAUGGGUUUAGAUUAAAAUGUUUCUUGGAUGCUUAUAAAGGGUACCAUCAAAUUUCUAUGAAGAAGAUAGAUGAAGACAAGACAGCCUUCCAUACUCUGAUGAGAAAAUGGUCACUAUCUCUGGAACUGAUUCUUCAUUGGAUAAUGUGCUUGCCCAUCCAUCCUCAAGGGAUGCUCUGA
Molecule: messenger RNA, 1026 nt
Organism: Erigeron canadensis
Lineage: Eukaryota; Viridiplantae; Streptophyta; Magnoliopsida; Asterales; Asteraceae
Exons: 2
Coding region: 1-1026 (341 amino acids)
Source: RefSeq, a predicted model, not a curated record